Molecule: messenger RNA, 7240 nt
Organism: Morone saxatilis (striped sea-bass)
Lineage: Eukaryota; Metazoa; Chordata; Actinopteri; Moronidae
Product: zinc finger protein PLAGL2-like
Exons: 2
Coding region: 337-1632 (431 amino acids)
Source: RefSeq, a predicted model, not a curated record
AGUGAAGCAGUUUUUUUGUUGUUUUGCAGGUCUGUAAGGAUGUUGAGCUGUCUCUGUGAUUCAGCUGCUGUGACUGUGGCGUUCAGGGCUGCUGAAUACUAAAAUAGACUACAGGCCAACACAAGAGCUCUUCUCAGGAAACACAGACCCAGUCAGAGCUUCCAAAGCUCCUCAUCACCGCAGCCCUUUUGGGGUUGCUAUGGCAGCUGCUGUCACCGAGACCAAGUGCCGGACACAGGCUUGCCUCAGUAAGGCAGGACAGACCACUAGUCAUUGCCGCUCUUGGCCAGAGUUCCUGUGCGGCAGCAGAGCCAGUACUGUUCCUUCUGUUAGACCAUGUUCCACCAGCAGGACCAUCUGAAGAGCCAGCUGCAGGAGAGCCACGCAGCCAGCAGGCAGCUCUUCCACUGCCAGGAGUGUGGGAAGCAGUACAACACCCAGCUGGGCUAUAGACGCCACCUAGUGGCGGCCCACAGUGCUGCAGCGGGCCUGCCCUGCCCAGAGGGGACACCCUCCUUGCUGGAGCACCUGGGCAGCCAUAUCGACAGGCCUCCGCCGUCUGAGGGAAACACUAAUGCUGCCGUACCAGUCAGAGAGAGGAAGUACUCAUGUGAGAGAUGCGACCGCCGUUUUUAUACUCGUAAGGAUGUACGGCGUCAUGCUGUCGUGCAUACUGGCCGCCGUGACUUCCUGUGCCCACGCUGUGCACAACGCUUUGGCCGCAGAGACCACCUGACCCGCCACUUGAAGAAAAGCCAUGCCCAGGAGUCAGGGUUGAUGCCACCCUGUACACCCAGCACUCCUGUAGCUACACCGACCCCUGCCCCCCAGUGCCCGGUGAAGGAGGAGCCCAGCCCUGUGCCCUCUGAUAUGGGCUCUGUCUCUAAAGAGCCUAUGGAGACUUACUCCAGGGACAUGUACAACUCCUACUCCAUGGCCAAUCCUGUCCCCGGGUUGAGCCACACUCAUGGCCUCAUGCAAGGCUCCUUGUCCUCAAGCAUGGGUGUGGGUCGCCACAUGGCCCCCCAAUCUUCUCACCCUCACCACCAUCACCUACAGCCCCCGCCAGCUCCGCAGCAGCAGCCCUACAGCAACAUGGCCAGGUACCAGCAUGGAUCUACCUCAUAUCCUCGUGCUGACGUGGACAGUUUCUUGCUGGACCUGCAGAGCGCCCCCCCACCUCACCUGAGUGUGGCCAACUCCUCUACCUCUACCUCUGCCUCCCCUCAGAGGGAGGGUCUGGGUGAAGGGGUGGGUGCUGGCAGUGACCCCCACCUGCUGUCCAGGAGCCCGGCUAUCUCCUCAACCGAGCUGUCCUGCACCACUAACAUGGACCUCGGGCCUCUGCUGGGCUUUUUGCCUUUCAGCCUGCCGCCCUACAGCCCACACAUGGGAAUGGGAGGGUUAGUGAUGAGCUAUCCACCUGCCACCACCACUAAUUCCUCUCCAUCCUCUUCCACUGGGCUGUCCUCCCAGGCUCCAGGGCCUUUUACCUUCUUCCAGCCUCCCCAGGCUCAUGUACCCCAGGGCCCCGGAGCCCACAACCACAGCCAGCUACCUCAGGCAUACAGCAGUUCUGCUAUGAGCACUUCCAGCUCCCUACCUCACUACUACCAGGCCUUUCAGCAGUAAGCAGCUCUGUCCCCACAAAUGUGGCCUUCACACGAGCGAUGGAUUUUUCAUGAAAAGGGUAAAACAUGAGAACGGCAUCUUUAUUGAAAAACAAAUGUGUAACUUUAGUCUGUCAGUUCUAAUUAUGCUAAUCUUAGUUAUUUGUUGAACACAACAAAUCACCUCAUCAGUAUUACCUCAUUAUUUAAAAAGGAAGCUUGAACCUUUGAGGAAAUGUAGAUGAUCUCACUACAACCAAAAUAGAGAAGUACUUUUUUUAAUUUUUUUUUAUCAGACCUGUUACCAACAGUGGAUGCACUUAAUACUUGUCACAGGUGCUGCACAUUGCAGAGAGUCAUCCAGAUAUAGAUUAUAAUGGAAAAUGCUACAGUGUUAGGGAAUAUUUUACCCCGUAAUGUAUUAUGUUUAAAAAAAAAAAUGUCCCCUUCCUUGCUGGACCUAACUUGAGAUUUUCUUAUUUUAGAAUAUUAGAGCAUAAACAGCCUUAAAGAGCAAGGAAAAAGUUGGCUCAAGAUGUACUCUGUUACUGAGUACAUGCACAAAAAGAAAAUUGCAAAUACAAAUUCAACAUCACUACCUGGAUAUGAUAUCUGGUGGUUAACCCCUGAAAAUAUGCAGUCAAGAGCUUGUCGUCCAGCAUUACGCCAACAGAUGUGUCUACAGUAAGUGAAUCAGCACUUACUAAAAACCAGAUUUUUACCUAUCAACCAUUUCAGGUGGUAUAAAUUGAACCCUCUUCUCUCGAAUUUAGAAUUAGGCCUUUAAGAAUUUGGCCUUUUUAAGUGUCAAUAAGGGCAGUCACUAACUGUUAGGUUACUGUGAAGAUAGGCUGCACUUAAUUUUAAGGAUACUGUAAACUCAUACAUCUAUUAUAAGUUGGUGAACAGCCAGUAAAUAACAAUGUGACUGUUACAGGAAUUGAACUGCAAAAGCAAUUGAGUAAAAUCAGAUUCUGACAUUUUUAUGUCCUUUUAUUGGACAAAGCGCAGCUCUUCAAGUAAGAAUUCCACAUUGGAAGGCCGGAGGAUUUUCAGAUAGUUAUCCAAGGUAACAUCAGCAUGGUGACACAAACUCUAAUGCUACUUUUUUGCUGUAUUAUGUAGUAUCAUUAGAUUAAAAUGCACUUAGAUUUCAUUUUCAACAUGGCAAGGUAUGCCAAAUCCCAUAAGGUGGAAUGUUAUUGCUCUAGAACACAGUAGGUACCGUUCAGACAUAGAAGUGUUGCUUAGACGAAAUGGUCUUGAACUCCAUCUAAUCCAAUACAUAUGCAUUUACUGUAAUAUUUAAAAUAGUUCUGUUUGUGAUACACUUAAUGGAAUUCCUGCAACUGGCAACCCAUGGGUGAAUCGGCCUGAAAUUCCUGCCAACUUUUCAAUGGACCCUUCCUAAGUCCCGCCCAUUUUUGCUCUGCUCCAAUAACAGUUGAGCAAACCUCGGUCAGAACCUCGGUCAAAAUGAUCCUUUCCUGUGUUUAGAUAUGUUAUGUGCUAGGCUAAUCUAUGUCUAAGACAAUCCAAAAAAUAAAAUAAAAUACACAUAGUCAGAUCUUAAGUUGGCUAAUGUUAGUAAAAACUUUAGCAAAUUAACUAGCUAACAAUUGAUGUAGAUUAGCUAGCUAGUGUUUUGCUAACAUUAGUUAACUUAAGGUGGAACUACAUAUAUGAAAUGUUUAUCUUUUAACCCUCUUCAAACUGUGGUUGUUUUUUAAACCUAGACAAGCCUAGCAUGUAGAAUAUCUACAGGAAGUCAAUUUUCUUUUUCCAGAAAGUCAUGACACUGGCUCUGAUUGGCUAGUACUUGUUACCUUCAUUGGUUUGGUUGGUUCGGUUUUAACCAUGAGGAGUGAGAUUGGUUAGGGUUAAGUAAGAAUAUCAGGGUAAGCCAAUCAGAGGCAGAGUAUGGCAGGUCAUGUUUUCACCAUCCUGGGUAAAAAAAAAAAAAAUUACAUUUUCAGCAAGUCCUGUGCCUCUCUGUCUGAGCGGGGCCUCAGAGUACUGGCAGCAUCUGUUUGUUGUAUGGCUUUUAAAUCUGUUGAUUCGGCUGUGUUAAAAGGUCAAACAAAACUGUGAAAUGUACACUUGCAGACACUCUGUGCUAACCACUUCACAGAUCUCAGGGUUGCUGCCUGUUCCUUUUUAAAAAACAUAAAAGCGCAUAUUUUUUUCCUAGCUUUAUAGGAAUUAGCCCAAUAACAAUCCCACAGAACCCACAUGUAAAAUAUGCUAUGGCAAUAACAAAGAAACUUUGAACCUGCCUGGUCAUUCAGAACUGUGGCACUGAUAGUCCUGGACGUGUGGCGGAGUUUAUACAGUCCUUACAUCCUUACAGACAUAAAAUGUCCACAUAUCAAAAAAUCAUUCUCCUGAACUGUUACAAGACAGCCAGUUGUGUAGCAUAAAACUAAACCCUAACCUUCAGUAAUCGUCCAUUUCAAAUUCACCUGUAUGCUCACACCUUGUCACAAUAAGGAAUGUAUCAUUCUGGUCAUCAGCCCUCUUCCCCCCUAUUCAUAUUUUCCUCAGUGGCAGGUGGCAACCCUGGCUACAUGACGUGACCUGGGGCAUUGUAAUUUAGGCAAUAGGAAGUUUCAAAGUGCUCCCUGUUUUGUUCUUUUCAAACUGGACCACUGGAUCUCAGCACGUUGUAGCUGUGACCUGCCUGUUGUGAAUUGCUGAAUGGAAUGCAGCAUUAAUUCUACAAAGGCCUUCCAGGGCACUUGUACCCAUUUUCUACCUUUUACUAUGUCACUGUUGGUAUCAGCACCCAUUCCUUGGUUUUGGUUUUGGAAGUUUCUGAUGUAAUUAGAAGUUAAAAAAAAAACGACCCCCACGACCCCCACCCCCACAUCCUGGCCUCCUCUGGGCUGCAGGGGCUCAGGAAAGAUGGAGAGGAGCUGUCAAGAUUCAAGAAUCCCAGAUCCUAAUCAAGCUGCCUUUCUGUAAUGGAUGCUCCACUCAAGAAAUUGGUCAAGUGUAGUGGAGAUGGAGGAGCCCUCCAGCUGGAUGUUGCAAGUGAGUGAUGUGAUUUUGGAAAGAAGAUACUUGGAGAGAGAGCAUCAUCUGAUGCUCUCUCCUGCCUUAAUUCCAUGAACUUUAUGUUGAAGGACUUCUCUAGCAUUGUAACCAGCCUCCCAAGUGUUGCACCAAUGUCUUAAAAUGCUACUGUUGUGCCUCUCAAAGAGUGUGUAAUCUCUUGACUGGGUUUAAGCACUUACAACAUUUCUAGAAAAGGAUCUGUACCUCAAACAUGGAGAACUGUGGAUUUCUGUUUUUAUUUGUAUUUGCUUUCUAGUUAUUUUGGCUCUUACUUGUGCCAUUAGAUUGAAACUAUAAAGGUAGAUUUUAUGAAUCUAAUUUCUUAAUCUAGCGGCAGACAUUGACAUUAUAAUUCAGUCAAACUUUCUACCUCUACCUUGUCAUGUAUCUUUCUGCAAAAAUCAUUAGAAAUAGUGUUAACCUGUAACAAUUAGGCAGUUUUUGUUUUUGUUUUUUCGCCACUGUUGAAGAAUGGGGAAUUUUGUCAGAAUUCAACUUUGAAGGACCGGAUACACACAAGUCCUAGUGGUGUAUUCCAGGGUCAAACAUUGUUCUCUAUACUUGCCUUUAAUGAUAUUUCUACUUAUUUACUACCUCAGAGAAGGGACAGGUGACUGUCCAUCUAACUGCAGAGAAAAUGUCUGUGUAGAGUUUUAUUUUUGUCAGAAGAAGCACAUGUACUUUGUAGCUCAGAUUAGCUCAAUAUAGGAGAUUAGCUCACAGCACAUCAAUGUCUAGAGCAACAAGUACCAGUUCACGCUGUUAUUUGUUGUGUUCCAACGCUGUCACUGCCUCUUCAGUCUGGAAUGUUUUCACCGUUCAUUAAUCUGGGCCUCAGUCUAAAGGAAUUCCACAGUUGCGUGUUGGAAUGUACAGACAACACUUUGGCACUGUGGAUACUCACUCUGAGUGUUUCACCUGAAAGCAUCCUCACUAACCAUUCCAAAUUGAUGUUCCUCUUCUGAGUGAUGCAGAAUUAUCACGAGCAACACCAAACACCUACUGGUUCCAACUUUUGCAGUGUGAUGGUGGCUGCUUUUCUUUUCUAUCAUUGUAAAUCAAAUGCCUUUGUCGCCCUCGUAUCAGACUAAAAAAUGCAAUUUGAACACAUCGUUGUGGGCUCUGGAAAGGAUGACAGACAUUCGUCAUUAUUUUCCAAUUAGCAGAAUGACCCACCCCCACAUAGGGCUUACAUUACAACCCUGUGGCAUUACCUGGACGAGCUGUGGGCACAAAUGUCCACAAAACAGCUGGAGUGGACUUUACCCUGCUAGCUCCCUAGUACAAACUUGUACUAGGUGAGCAGAUGUGUGAAUAGAGACGGUCAUUGUCUGCAAAAUUUGCCACGAGCGAGUGGGCAUGAUGAUGUUGCAUGCUUGCUGCUUCAUACUCUUUAUCUCCUAGUCUGUAUAUUGUAGUAUCGAUAUCAACGCAGAAACGGUAAUCAUUACCAUUUACCCAGGCACCGCCCCUGGCCGAGUAUUUCCAGUAGGUGAGAACAAUCUCCUGGUGUGCUACGUGUGUAAAAGGGCGACUCCUGGCAACUGCUCAGAAUUCAUAUGAAAAAAAUGGCUGUUUUUCCUUCCUUGCCUUCCUGAUCUCGUUCCAAAAACUGUUCUGUUGUCUGAAAUACUCGUACAGAUGUAGAUAACUGCACACACUGUCAACGUUACAGAAGUAGUACAUUCUUUACUUUUUUACUCCACACCUGGCCAGUUGCUGUGAUUCUGUUUUGAAAAUGUACAAAAGUCCUUGGACACAGCUUCCCCUCCCUCGUUAUGAUGUGGAAAAGGUUUCAGGCGCUGUUAGGUUAUCAACAAGCACUUGGUUUGUAGCAUACUGACGCCUCUUAAACUGACCCGUAGUGCCUGUGCAUAUUGUGGCCGCUGUCUUUCAGGAACAAUGGCAGAGGAGGUUGCUAUGAAUUGUGGGUUGACACAUUCUGUCCUUAGCCUUAACCAAAUUAUUUGAGUUGGAAUCGGAAUCAGAAUCAGAAAUACUUUAUUGAUCCCUGGGAGUAAAUUUGUUCACUACAGUUGUUCCACUCACACAAUGUUAAAGAAUAGUACUAAUAGAGGAUCAGACAACAGUAAUUGUUUGUUUGGUGGAAAGCUCUGACAAUUAAUGUCCUGCUAAUCACAGUGCUAGAUCUAAAAAAUUUUAUAGGUAAAAAAAAUCAAUGAAAAAAAUAAUACAAGGGCCUUGAGUCCUUAACAUAAACAUUAUCAGACUGGUACAUGUCUGCUCUUGCUGACAUGUUUGAAGAUGGGAUGGCUUGUCUGUACACCAACACUAAACACAUUCCAGGCUGAACGUAGAGUAGCGGCACAGAGGAUACAGAGGACACCGGGAUUCAUUUCACUAAACCAUGGUUCAGUACUGUCGUGCUGCCUGCAUUGAGGUCGUCUCUGAGAACCACCACGAUGCAGGCUUCACCACCUUUAACUUAGAUAGGUUUUGCAUUAGGUGUUUAUAUUAUCACUUAAUAGAUUAGAAGACAGUGAAAAGAAAAGGAGAUGUCAUUUUCUGAUUGUCUGAGCAUAAAGUAUAACAAAUAAAUCUUUAGAUUUCAA